AUGUCAACAAGAUCUGUACUAUCCUUGUCAGACAAUACGAGCCAUGCGGUCGGUAGCCUCCAAGCACUCAAACGAUCGAACAUAGUACCACUCCCCACCGCAUCACACGAUGAAACGUGCUGCAUAUGCUUGGAUGUAUAUGGUCCUUCGCACAAAGCCGUCACUGUGCUCAUCAAAGACUGCUACCAUCGCUUUGGUCAACAAUGUCUUGAUGACUAUCUCAACAGCGAUAGUCCUCGUAAUAACACAUGUCCUCAAUGUCGGAGAGAAUGGUAUACACGACAAGCUGCUUGGAUGGCAACAAGGGACAUAAGCACAACAGAGAGUUUAAUAGCUUUCAGUUUGCCGCGAGAGCCGGCUCGAUUCGAGCGACGGGCGAGGACGCAUCGAACGCAGCGUACUUGGGCAUAUGACCGGGCUACAAACAACAGCCUCAUCAAUAGUCAUAUGGAUGAGAUCUUCAGGCGACUUGAUUUAAUCCAGAACAUUAGCGAUGAGCGACACACUUCGAGUGCAGAUACCCGCGUGCGUCUUCAAGCAGUUGAGCGCCGUGCCCGACGGCUUUACCAGGAGCUUCAAAGAGCAUAUGAAGACAACGCAGCAUAUCAGGCGCCUUCAAGUGCAGGGGUGCGUACGCAGGAGCCAACACGAGACCUGGGUACUUCUGGUCAAGACAGUCGUCUAGGAAGGAGACGCUUGAUGGAAACAAAUUCGCUCGAGCUUGACCAUAACCCUUACUCCCCAAUGAGCAUCGCAAAUCACAACACAGAUGCAGUGCCACGUGCUACUCUAACGUUGGAACACAUUUCAGCGAGAAUCAACACCUCUUCAGACAAUACCUUCGAUAUUCAUCGGGAAUCUCCAUCUCCGCCUCCAGAAGAUCCGAUCAGUCCUGGUCACUAUGCAGAGUAUCUGCGGUGGGGUGGAGACAUGAUCUCAAAUGAUGACCUACCUAGAUUACGAGAGUCUUCAGAAUCCCCCGCAAAUGGUUCGGGUUUCGCGCGUGUAUUAGGAGCAAGAGACCGUCAGCAUACCUCGGAUCAUAGGUUCACCGAAUGGGACGUCACUACUACCACGACUCGUAUUCAUACCUCGAAUGUUACACCCUAA
Alternaria burnsii is the source of this 1110-nucleotide messenger RNA. RefSeq lists its product as uncharacterized. NCBI's taxonomy places the organism in Eukaryota, Fungi, Ascomycota, Dothideomycetes, Pleosporales, Pleosporaceae. The coding region runs from base 1 to 1110 and encodes 369 amino acids. The record is from RefSeq and is a predicted model, not a curated record. The transcript is spliced from 2 exons.